GGUGUCGUAGGUGGUUUUAGAUGGGGUCAAGUGGACAGUGACGUUCAAGCAUCCUCCCUGCUCUCAGCCAUCUAUGUGGAUUCAGGCCAGCCGAAGCUGGGAGGAAAGAGAGAGAAGGAGCAGCUUACACUGGCGAAGGAAGCUGGGAGAACAUGCAGACUUUGGCUUUUCCUGCCCUCUCUUCCUCUAGUCUGGACUUCCCAGGACACAGUUGUUCUCCACGGGAGAAACCGGGAGGAGAAGGCAAGAAAUGACCGUUGAAGUAAUGGAAGCCACGUUACAGGACUCAGUGACAUUCAAAGAUGUUGAGGUAGACUUCUCCCAGGAGGAAUGGGAGCAGCUGAACCCGGCUCAGAGGAGUUUGUACAGGACUGUGGUGCUGGAGAACUACCGGAACUUGGUCUCAGUGGGAGCUUGUAUUUCCAAGCCACAUCUAAUCUUGUUACUGGAGCACGGGAAGGCGCCUUGGGAGGUGAAGGGCGAGUCGACGAGAAGCGCAUCACAAGAUGGGGAAUUUGUACACAAGAUACAAGAAGUGUCUCUGAAGCAGUUUGUGUUUGAUAAUGUGUCAGUGGAGAAAAUUACAAGUUUUUGUCCUGAGGGUCCCACGACUGGAAAAAGGUGGAAAUGUCAAGACCUUUUUGAAAGACAAAUGAUGAAUCAAGACAUAUUAUUUCACAUGAAAGAAACAGUCACUCAUAAAGAAACUCACACUAAAGAAAUAGGCUUCAAAUACUCCAAAUCUUCAAAGGCUCUCCAUUCGGACAACGUAGAAGAGACUAUUUACAGUCACAAGUUAAAUAAGAAAAGCUUCUCCAGAAAUCCCAAGGUACGAAAAUACAAGAAAAUCUGGGCAGGAAAGAACAUUUUCAAAUGUAACGAAUGUGAGAAAACCUUUACCCAUAGCUCAUCUGUUACUGUUCAUCAGAGAAUUCAUACGGGUGAAAAACCAUAUAAAUGCACAGUGUGUGGAAAAGCCUUCAAGCAGGGCCAUCACCUUGCUCAGCAUCAUACAACUCACACCCAUGAGAAACUCUUUGAAUGUAAGGAAUGUAAGAAAGCCUUCAGCCAGAACUCAUACCUCAUUGUGCAUCAAAGAAUUCAUACUGGAGAAAAACCAUAUAAGUGUAAGGAGUGUACAAAAUCCUUCAGGCAGCCUGCACAUCUCGCCCAGCAUCAGAGGAUUCACACAGGGGAGAAACCCUACAAGUGUACGGAAUGUGGGAAGGCCUUCAGGGAUAGUUCUACCUUUGCACAGCAUCAGAGGUGUCACAGUGGCAAACGGCCCUUUCAGUGUGUUGAGUGUGGUCAAGCCUUCAGGUAUAAUAUGUCCCUUACUCGUCACUUUAGGCAUUAUCACACUGGAGAGAAGCCAUUUGAUUGCACUGAUUGUGGGAAAGUCUUCAGUGUUCACAUAGGACUGACUUUGCACAGGAGAAUUCACACUGGAGAGAAACCUUACAAAUGUAACGUGUGUGGAAAAGCCUUCCGCAGUGGGUCAUCCCUGACUGUACACCACAGAACUCACACUGGUGAGAAGCCUUAUAAAUGUAAUGUUUGUGGGAAAGCCUUCAGCCAUAGCAUGUCACUCACUGGCCAUCAAAGAGUUCAUUCUGGAGAGAAACCUUAUAAAUGUAAAGAGUGUGGGAAAGCUUUUCGGCAGAGUAUACAUCUUGUUGUUCAUUCGAGAAUUCAUACUGGAGAAAAACCCUAUGAAUGUAAGGAAUGUGGGAGAGCUUUUAGAGAAAGUUCACAGCUGACCACUCAUCAGAGAAAUCACACAGGAGAAAAACCUUUUGAAUGUAAGCAGUGUGGUAAGUUUUUCAAAAGAAGUACCUAUCUUGCCAGACAUCAGAAAAUCCAUUCAGGAGAAAAACCUCAUGAGUGUAAUGAAUGUGGGAAAACCUUCACUCACACUGCCUACCUUAUUAGACAUAAGAGAGUCCAUACUGGAGAGAAACCUUACAAAUGUACCGAAUGUGGAAAGGCGUUUGGUGAUGGCUCAUCCCGUGCUCAGCAUCAGAGACUCCACACAGGUCAGAGGCCCUAUGUAUGUGAUCAGUGUGGAAAGACAUUCAGAACAAAGUCAUCUCUUAAUUGUCACCAAAGAUGUCAUACUGGAAAGAAACCUUAAAACUGUAUCCCCUUCGGCAAAUCCUUUAGCCACUGAUAAACAGUUACUGCA
Messenger RNA from Phodopus roborovskii (desert hamster), 2185 nucleotides. RefSeq names its product zinc finger protein 471. Bases 251 to 2134 code for a protein of 627 amino acids. The transcript is spliced from 4 exons. Lineage: Eukaryota; Metazoa; Chordata; Mammalia; Rodentia; Cricetidae. Gene Ontology annotation, molecular function: RNA polymerase II cis-regulatory region sequence-specific DNA binding; DNA-binding transcription factor activity, RNA polymerase II-specific. Gene Ontology annotation, biological process: regulation of DNA-templated transcription. The record is from RefSeq and is a predicted model, not a curated record.